Molecule: messenger RNA, 1659 nt
Organism: Zea mays
Lineage: Eukaryota; Viridiplantae; Streptophyta; Magnoliopsida; Poales; Poaceae
Product: long chain base biosynthesis protein 2a
Biological process (GO): ceramide biosynthetic process; sphingosine biosynthetic process
Cellular component (GO): serine palmitoyltransferase complex
Molecular function (GO): serine C-palmitoyltransferase activity; pyridoxal phosphate binding
Source: RefSeq, a predicted model, not a curated record
AUGCUGGCGAUAUCUACUACGUUUGAUGUUGUUGAGCGGACCUCAAAGGACAAUAACAAGACACUACAGCGUACCUCGAAUAACACCAGAUGCCUCAACCUAGGCUCCUACAACUACCUUGGCUUUGCUGCAGCAGAUGAGUACUGCACAACACGUGUUAUUGAGUCUCUCAAGAAAUACUCAGCAAGUACCUGCAGUGUUCGUGUCGAUGGCGGUACGACCAAGCUUCACAAUGAGCUGGAGGAGUUGCCUGCGCGUUUUGUUGGAAAGCCUGCUGCUAUCCUAUUUGGCAUGUGUUAUGUUACAAACUCUGCCAUCAUUCCAUGCCUAAUUGGAAAGGGCGGACUGAUAAUUAGUGACUCUCUGAAUCAUAACUUAAUUGUCAAUCGCGUAAGAGGAUCCGGUGCAACUGUUAGGGUUUUCCAACAUAACUCCCCUGCUCAUUUGGAAGAGGUCCUGAGAGAGCAGAUAGCUGGUGGUCAACCAUGGACACACAGACCAUGGAAGAAUAUUAUUGUCAUUGUUGAGGGUAUCUAUAGCAUGGAAGGGGAGCUGUGUAAACUCCCUGAGAUUAUAGUUGUCUCCAAGAAAUACAAGGCCUACACAUAUCUGGAUGAGGCCCAUAGCAUUGGUGCUGUUGGGCAGUCUAGCCGCGGUGUUUGUGAGCUCCUUGGGGUUGACCGAGCUGAUGUAGAUAUAAUGAUGGGUACUUUUACCAAGUCUUUUGGAUCAUGUGGUGGAUAUAUUGUCGCGUCAAAUGAGAUAAUUCAGCACCUUAAACAUAGUUGUCCGCCCCAUCUGUAUGCUACUUCCAUGUCGCCACCAGGAGUCCAACAUGUUAUUUCUGCUAUUAAAGUUAUCCUUGGGGAGGAUGGCUCCAAUAGAGGUGCCCAAAAACUUGCUCGCAUCCGCGAGAAUAGUAAUUUCUUCAGGUCAGAGCUCAAGAAGAUGGGUUUUGAGGUUCUUGGUGACAAUGACUCUCCUGUCAUGCCCAUAAUGCUCUACAAUCCAGCUAAGAUUCCUGCAUUCUCUAGGGAGUGCCUUAGACAAAAGGUUAUUGCUGUUGUUACUGUUGUGUUUCCUGUGACACCUCUUCUUGCUAGGGCACGCAUAUGCAUUUCUGCUUCACAUACUAGGGAGGACCUGAAUAAAGCCCUUGAUGUUAUCAGCAGAGUUGGCGACCUUGUGGGCAUCAAAUUCCAUGCAGAACCACCAAAGAUUGCUGGAGCUGGUCAUGAUAAGUUGGAGUAGGAAUCAACCCUUAGUUGCCCCAUGAGUGAUUGAAGUUGUUAGAAUCCCCUGGAGUUGUCAACAAAUCAUUAUGGAAAGAAGCACAUAUUGAGUCAUUUCAUUUGGAUCUUGUCAAUACACAAGAGUCCAGGAUCCAUCAUAUUAAGUGGACUACUGUUUGUUGAUUGUACAACUAUUCUUCCAAUUGUGUAUAACUGGUUGAAAUUCAGUUGUUCUGUUGUUAAUCCAUUCCCAAUAUGUAAUACAAUUAGAGGCAAUAUAAACUUCGAGUAGAACAUUACUGAGUUUCCCUUGCAGAUCACUGACGACUAUUGGUCUCUUGCUUUCAUGUAUUUUUUUACCUUUUGACAUGGGAUUAGUAGAUGUCUCUCUACACUUUAUAUGAAGAUAAGAAUUAUUUUUUAUUCA